AUGAUCCGUGUCGUUAUAGACUCUCUGCCCGCUGCUAUUCAUGUAUUAUUUCACCUCCGCCACGAAGCGCCGCAUCGUCGCCUUGGCGCCGUCGCCGCAGCAACUCAGGGAGGUCAGGCCCUGGAACGCCACGCUCACCUCCUCCAGCGCGUUCCGCAUCUCCUUCAUCACCAGCAUGGUGCGCUGCAUUGCCUUCUCAAACCGCUGCAGCGACUCACGAAGGAGAGUCAUGUCCCUGCACUUUGUGGGAUAACUCAGAUCCUGCUGCAUCUGCGGCGGCGGCCCACAGCGACAGGCAGAGAAAGACCGACGGCAAGCACCCGCCUACCCGGCACGCAUGCACAGCAGCAACAAAAAAUAAAAUAA
This is a messenger RNA of Trypanosoma conorhini, 366 nucleotides long. RefSeq lists its product as uncharacterized. The transcript has a single exon. NCBI's taxonomy places the organism in Eukaryota, Euglenozoa, Kinetoplastea, Trypanosomatida, Trypanosomatidae. The record is from RefSeq and is a predicted model, not a curated record. Bases 1 to 366 code for a protein of 121 amino acids.